GUCAAUCGGCGCGCGAGCACCGCUCCCUGCUUCCAUCGAGGGAUUGACAAAUUGAAUUGAUGGCAGUGACGUCACAACUAACACUCAACAUGAAAUUAUCGGAAUGUACUAAUGCACACCUACAUACAUACAAACUGGCAACGUUAAUAAUCGUAACAACUGUUGUUAUCAUACCAGACUUUUUAAUUAAUCGCGACCCCAUUCUGCUAAUUAAAUACGUGAGUUAAAUUAAUUUUAACGUUUUGAUCGAGGCAGUAUCAUUUUAUCCCGUGUAUGCUUAUUUUAUCUUAGCAUCAUGCGAAGUGCUCGUGUGACUACGCACUGAAGUUACCACUUCAUUAACCGCGCAAUUAGUUAGCAGUGUCAUUAAAAAGUAACAUUAUUUCACAUAGGCCCAUGUUGCUAAACGGAAGAUAAACAGUUUACGAAAUAAUACUGUAGAGACAAAUUGGAAACUCCAGCCAUGACUUGCAUUUUCCUCAAGUCAGUUUCUAUUAUUAACAAGCACACUCUAAGUGGUGUCAUCACACUUGCAACAAAAGACCGAUACAUAAUUCCACAUACUCAUUUUACUUAAGUAUUUCUUCAACUUAAUUUGGCAUACCUAUAUAGCUAUUAGGACCAUAAGAUGCUAAUUAAUGAAAUAAAUAAAAAUGUGAUUAAAACAAGGAUUAGCAUUACGAAGACAGCAGAAAAUUCUUGUAUGAAGCUUCUUAUGUGUCAUUCAUUUAUGCGAAAAUCUGCCAAUCUCAAAAAAAUAUCAACCCCCGACUUGAGUGAGAGGACUGUAACAUCAAUGGAGGUUUGUAUUGUAUAUUAUUUGUACGCAUGCGUGUGUACUGCGUCAACUCGGCGGAUGGCGUAGAUUACGGCAUCGCUGACGCUGAAAUCGUAAUAUGGUAGCCCCCACUGCUUCCUCUGUAGUGCAGAACUUAGGGGCUGAAGCCAAAGCCAUUGACAAUUCGUUCGCGAUGAGUAACGCGCGGUGCUACGCGGUCAUGCCGGGCCCCAGGCCCUUGCCAAUAUUCGGCAAUAGUUGGCGCUUUGCUAUAGGCAAGAAUCCUUGGAAAACUCGCGCUUUGGACAUUUCUCUCUGGUUCUUAAGAGCCUUAGCAGGCGCCGGGGGAGCGGCUAAAGUGUCAAAACUGUUUGGACAUCCCGAUCUGGUAUUUCCGUUCUGUGCUGAGGAAACAGCAAAGAUUUACAGACGUGAAGACUCAAUGCCGCACAGAGCAAAAGCACCGUGCCUCAGCCAUUAUAAGCAUGACUUGAGAAAGGAUUUCUUUGGAAAUGAACCCGGUCUUAUUGGAGUACAUGGCGAGCCGUGGUCUAGAUUUAGAUCUAAAGUAUCCAAAGCAUUGAUAGCGCCGGAGGCAGCAAGGGCUGCGGUUCCAGAUUUAGAAUAUGUGACCGACGAUUUCGUACACAGAAUGGAAUGCAUUCUCGACGAUAAUCGUGAGCUGCCGAAAGAUUUUCUCACGGAACUCUACAAAUGGGCCCUUGAGUCUGUGGGUGCUUGGGCACUGGGGACAAGAUUGGGAUGCCUACAAGAUAACGAUGCGGACGCGAAACAAAUCAUUAAAUGUAUUCACGGCUUCUUCCAUAGUGUUCCUGUGUUGGAACUGUCAGCACCAUUAUGGCGAAUAUAUUCUACACCGGAAUACAAAACAUACGUCGAAGCUCUAGACACUUUUACAUCACUCUGUUUGAAAAGAUUGACUGAUAAAGGCAUAUGUUCGCAAAUAGCGAAAGCUUCUGGUGAAAAGGUGGCUACUAUAUUAGCUUUGGAUCUUCUAUUGGUCGGUGUAGACACCACAGCGGCUGCUGCAGCGAGUACUAUUUAUUUACUGGCCAAUAACGAAAGAGCACAGAAAAAAUUACAGACUGAACUGGACAAAAAUCUGCCAAAAGAUAGAGGAAUGACUAGCAAGGACUUGGAUAAGUUGCAAUAUCUCAAAGCUUGUAUCAAAGAAUCGCUAAGAAUGAAACCCGUCAUUUUGGGAAAUGGAAGAUGCAUACAAUCUGAUGCCGUGAUAUCUGGAUACGAAGUUCCCAAAGGGUCUCACAUAGUAUUCCCGCAUUACAUCCUAUCGAACGAGGAUAGAUACUUCCCAUCACCAAAGGAUUACGUUCCCGAAAGAUGGCUAAGAGACAAUGAGAUUUCGAAUACGGAGGAUAUGAAAGAAGGAUCGAUAGGUGAUGCUAAAGCUUCGUGUCCCUAUACCCGAGCUAUGGAAGUAUGUCGCAAGCAAAAGGAAGUAGGGAUACACCCAUUCGCAUCGCUUCCUUUCGGCUUUGGGCGUCGUAUGUGUAUCGGGAAGAGAUUUGCUGAAGCUGAACUGCAACUUUUAUUAGCCAAGGUAUUCCACAAAUACAACGUAUCAUGGCGUUUCGGGGAGCUAACCUACAGCGUGACGCCGACAUACGUACCAAACGAACCGUUGCAGUUCGCUCUACACAAGAGAAACGGUACCAACUCUAGCCUGUAAUCAUCUAUGUUAAACAGUACUUAAUGUUUGUAAGACGUAGAAUUAACUGCCAAAGCUUUUUUACAAAGAUUAUUUUUAGUUAUUUCUUACAGUUUUAUAGUUUAUUAAAUUAGCUUU
Molecule: messenger RNA, 2606 nt
Organism: Helicoverpa zea (corn earworm)
Lineage: Eukaryota; Metazoa; Arthropoda; Insecta; Lepidoptera; Noctuidae
Product: probable cytochrome P450 49a1
Exons: 7
Coding region: 897-2489 (530 amino acids)
Molecular function (GO): monooxygenase activity; oxidoreductase activity, acting on paired donors, with incorporation or reduction of molecular oxygen; iron ion binding
Source: RefSeq, a predicted model, not a curated record